AUGGACGCUCAAGGCAACGAAGAGGAGCAGAAUCGACGCUUUGAAGUACUCUCCACUAGUACAAUCGCGCACGAUAGAAGGGGAUCAGCAAAAGUCGGAAAACUUCCAUUCGUCAAGACUAUCACCAAACAAGCAAUCACUCCAAGACGGUCAUCUGCUGGCGCACUUGACACCUUUCCACUUGAGAUACAACAAGAAAUAUGCAAGAAACUCGAUUUCGAAAGCAUAAUAACAUUUAGUAAAACAAGCUACGCCGCUAAGAUCAUCGUCGACUCUGUUUUUUCAUUUACAGAAAUCACGUCAAAAGCCCCUCGCUUGUUGAAGGCUAUCGCUGAACUAAAAUUAUUGCAUGUCCACUCGUUAGCAACCAUAACUCAUGUAUUGAGCCUAUCGUCUUGCGAUUUCUGUCCAAAUUACGGUUCUUAUUUUUUCCCCUUGACUGGUAGUCGGUGCUGUUUCUUCUGCUUGUCUACUGAAUCAGAGUUUUCUCUCAUACGCAAAACUCAGGCAAUUGAAUUCUUCGGUUCAUCUUCCAUCAAAGACCUGCCAUCUGUAUUCGCGAGGAUGUUUUGUCUCCCAAUUCCUCUAACUAGAAUGUCAGAGGUAGUCGAAUGUUUUAGCGCCCAGAAAGUCGUCGAUAUGUGCAGCAGAAGAAGAUAUGAUACAAGACAGUAA
Molecule: messenger RNA, 675 nt
Organism: Botrytis sinoallii
Lineage: Eukaryota; Fungi; Ascomycota; Leotiomycetes; Helotiales; Sclerotiniaceae
Exons: 1
Coding region: 1-675 (224 amino acids)
Molecular function (GO): protein binding
Source: RefSeq, a predicted model, not a curated record